GGUCGGCUCGGCAGACUCUCGACGUUGAUUCAUUCCUCGUUGAGCACGCGUUCGGUGCGGACCACUUUCCUACGAUUACUGGGGGGACACCUCCGGGGGUCAGUUAGUCAUAACCGGUCGAGCUUGGGGAAUCCGUUGGUGACGACACGCGAGUUUCCGACAUUAAAGUGCAACUAGUCGUACGAUAUAGCGGAACUUGAGGAAGAAUCGCGUGUUUCGAGUGAAAAAGUGUAGUCGGUGCGAGGAAGAGUGCGUGUGCACAGGCGCGUCGCGUGGCCACUCGGAAAUCGAUAAAAUCAUCCCGGCAAAGAUGGGUUACGACGAAGUGUUGGAGCAUCUGGGUGGGUUCGGCCGGUACCAGAAGAAGAUCUACGUGCUGUUGUGUUUGCCGGCGAUUAGCUGUGCGUUCCACAAGUUGGCCGGCGUGUUUUUGCUGGCCACGCCGGACUACCGGUGCCGGUUGCCCUUUGAGAUUGGGAACAAUGUGACGUACGAGUUGCCGCCGGAUGUGCUGGCGAUGGCCUACCCGAUGGAUUCGUUGUCGAAGAAGUACUCGACCUGCAGCUAUCUGGACGCGAACUAUACCGAGACGUACUUCAACGGGGGGACGCCGGCCAAGGAGGUGGUGAAUUGUGAUCGGUGGAUAUACGACCGGUCCCGGUACGAGAGUAGCACCGUAACGGAUUGGGACAUGGUGUGCGACCGGAACUGGCUGCGAGCAUCGGCGGAUUCGCUGUUCAUGGUCGGAGUGAUGCUCGGGAGUAUCAUCUUUGGGUACCUCUCGGACAAGUACGGCCGCAAACCGAUCUUCUUCGCAUCGCUGGUCACGCAGGUCAUCUUUGGAGUGUUGGCCGGACUUGCGCCGGAGUUCUUCACGUACACGAUCGCUCGUAUUCUGGUUGGAGCCACCACUUCCGGGGUGUUUCUCGUGGCGUACGUCAUUGCGAUGGAAAUGGUCGGACCGAAGGAUCGUCUGUACGCUGGAGUCGUGUGUAUGAUGUUCUUCUCGGUUGAUACCUUCUUCUUGGCGCAGCGAUUCUGUUGCUCCACGGUUGGCGCUGGCUCAUCUUAG
Molecule: messenger RNA, 1072 nt
Organism: Culex quinquefasciatus (southern house mosquito)
Lineage: Eukaryota; Metazoa; Arthropoda; Insecta; Diptera; Culicidae
Gene: Orct2
Product: organic cation transporter-like protein
Exons: 1
Coding region: 311-1072 (253 amino acids)
Biological process (GO): transmembrane transport
Molecular function (GO): transmembrane transporter activity
Source: RefSeq, a predicted model, not a curated record